AAGAAAGGAUUGAGUGCAGAAGAAAAGAGAACCCGCAUGAUGGAAAUAUUUUUUGAGACAAAAGAUGUGUUUCAAUUGAAAGACUUGGAGAAGAUUGCUCCCAAAGAGAAAGGCAUUACUGCUAUGUCAGUAAAAGAAGUCCUUCAAAGCUUAGUUGAUGAUGGUAUGGUUGACUGUGAGAGGAUCGGAACUUCUAAUUACUAUUGGGCUUUUCCAAGUAAAGCUCUUCAUGCAAGAAAACGUAAGUUGGAGAUUCUGGAAUCUCAGUGGUCUGAGGGAAGCCAAAAGCAGGCAAACCUACAGAAGAGCAUUGAGAAAGCUAAAAUUGGCCGACAUGAGACGGAAGAGCGAACCAUGCUAGUGAAAGAGCUUUCUACUCUUCGGAACCAAAGGGAACAGCUUAAGGCAGAAGUAGAAAAAUACAAAGAAUGUGACCCACAAGUUGUAGAAGAAAUACGUCAAGCAAAUAAAAUUGCCAAAGAAGCUGCUAACAGAUGGACUGAUAAUAUAUUUGCACUAAAAUCCUGGGCCAAAAGAAAAUUUGCAUUUGAAGAAAAUAAAAUUGAUAAAACUUUUGGAAUUCCAGAAGACUUUGAUUACAUAGACUAAAAUGUUCAAUGGUUGUAGAGGAUCUAUGAGCUUGUAAAUAUGUAAAUUU
Messenger RNA from Marmota flaviventris (yellow-bellied marmot), 658 nucleotides. It is a transcript of the gene Mnd1, whose product is annotated as meiotic nuclear divisions 1. Gene Ontology annotation, biological process: reciprocal meiotic recombination. Gene Ontology annotation, molecular function: double-stranded DNA binding. The record is from RefSeq and is a predicted model, not a curated record. NCBI's taxonomy places the organism in Eukaryota, Metazoa, Chordata, Mammalia, Rodentia, Sciuridae. Gene Ontology annotation, cellular component: nucleus.